Suhomyces tanzawaensis NRRL Y-17324 is the source of this 1596-nucleotide messenger RNA. RefSeq lists its product as uncharacterized. The coding region runs from base 187 to 1446 and encodes 419 amino acids. The record is from RefSeq and is a predicted model, not a curated record. The transcript has a single exon. Gene Ontology annotation, biological process: ribophagy; protein deubiquitination. Lineage: Eukaryota; Fungi; Ascomycota; Pichiomycetes; Serinales; Debaryomycetaceae. Gene Ontology annotation, cellular component: Ubp3-Bre5 deubiquitination complex; cytosol; ribonucleoprotein complex. Gene Ontology annotation, molecular function: mRNA binding.
AUAUUAGAUAUGAUCUCUGCCGUCUGUAGUCAGGGUUGGAGUUUGGCUAUAUCCGUAGAUCCUCCACGAUACCUGCAUAGUGGCCAUGGCUAAAAUUUUUCAAGGAGACGACAACGACCACCUACCCCAUACUAGUACGAGAGGCAGGGUUCCCCACUUUGGAUAUCCGUGAAGCGAAUAUUUUGCAUGAUGACCAAGUCUCCAGCUUCUAACGGUAAGGUUGAUCCAGUUUUGCUGGAAGACCGCACCUCUUCAAUUGGAUGGUUAUUCAUUACUUCCUACUACGAGUUCUACAAUACCCAGAUCGAAAACAUCCACAAGAUAUACCAGCUGAAUGCUUCACUCAGCCAUGGUGCUUUCCCCCGAUCCAACGACGAAGAAACUGUCCACAAGGCCCAGGGAACUGAUGCCAUCAUAAACAGAUUCAAGAACGAUCAGUUGAAGAAAAAUAGUAAUAGAAUUGUGAUCACCGACGCUGAGUUCCAAGUGUCCUCUGAGAAGAACAUCUUGAUUGUGGUGUUUGGAGAAUGGUCCAAGGAAGACUCUCCUUACUACCAAUUUACCCAAACUUUUGUUUUGGUUCCAGGAAAGAAGGACAACACCUUCGAUGUGGCCAACGAUGUGUUGAGAUUCACAGGCGCAGAACUGAAGGCAAAGAGCACUACUCAGACCUCAGAAGCCAAGAAGGAAGAACCUAAAGCUCCUAGUCAAGAAGUUGAACCGGUUGUUGAAUCUGAAGAGCAGGCCAAGUCCCCUGAGCCAGUUGAGGAACCAGUUGAAGAACCAGUUGAGUCUGAGGAAGUUCCUGAACCCGAUGCUGCCACAGAGGAGCCAGAAGAACAAAAGGAAGAAGAUAAGGAAGAGGACAAGGAUGUAGAAACCGCGGAAGAGAAGGCCGCAUCCUCUCCAGAAAGCGAAUCUGACAGCUCCAAGACUCCAUCACAACCAUUGUCCUGGGCUGCCUUGGCCUCUCAAGCAGCUGCCAAGGUCGUUGCUAAACCAGUACCAACCCCAAGCGUCACCAAGGUUGUUCCAAUCAAGAAACCAGCUCCAGCUCCAGUUCAGAACGGCAAGUUCAAGAAGGAAGAAUGGUUCCCAAUCUACAUUCGUGGAAUCAAGUCUGGAGGCAAGCAAUUGGACGAGAAGGUUUUGCGUGAUCAUAUCUCCAAGAAGUUUGGUGAGCUCAAGUUCUUCAGACCUAAUGCCAAUAUUGCCUUGUGUGAUUUCGUGUCAGUUGAAGCCCAAAGAAAGGCCCUCGAUGCCAAGGAAACCGUGGUUGACGGGGUCACCAUUUUCUUGGAGCCUAGAGAGUCCAAGACUGGCAACAGCUACCACAAAAAGUUCAAGGAUCAAAAGGAAAAGCCCAACAACGAUCCAAAACGUAAGGUUGAAAAGAAAAUUCCUCCUCCUAAAAAGGCAACCAAGCAAACCGGUAGACCAGAAUAGUCUGCCAAUGUAUAUACUGGCCACCAGUGGAAGGUCCUAUAGAAAUACUAAUUAUCCUCGUACUGAACGUAGCCUCAGCCUCAAAUGAUCGGUCACAUGACCCAUCUCCGCCAAAGUUCCUGUGCGCAUUCAGGUUUCGUGAUACCAUCA